Messenger RNA from Stereum hirsutum FP-91666 SS1, 934 nucleotides. RefSeq lists its product as uncharacterized. The transcript is spliced from 4 exons. Bases 170 to 670 code for a protein of 166 amino acids. Lineage: Eukaryota; Fungi; Basidiomycota; Agaricomycetes; Russulales; Stereaceae. The record is from RefSeq and is a predicted model, not a curated record.
ACCAUCUUGCCUGCAUAUAUAUUCUCAAAUAGCCUGAACCUCAUUUACAUCUGCACCGAUACCUCAUUGUACAUACGUGGACAUGAGGCUAUACUCGCUAACCCUCUGUCUUCUACCUCUACUCACUCAAUCUGCCUCAGUCGACCAACUCGUUCUCUCUGGUCAGAACAUGCCUGAAACCGCUGAAACACCCAUUGCCAAGAGCACACUCUCAGACUUGCUCACCAUCGAACACUCCGCAUCUAUCUUCUUUUCCUAUGCUCGUGAGACUCAGCUCAGCCAGCUGUUCCAAGACAAAGAUGCCGGUACUACUCUGCUCGUACCUACCAACAAGGCCGUGAUGGCGCUCGCUCGGAAGCCCCAUCAAGGUCCUGCACCUCUCGAGGACAAGAUUGAGAUCUCGGAGCAGGAGUUUGACACUCGUUCGAAAGAGAACGUUCAGAGAUGGGUCUCUCUUCACAUCAUCCCGCAAUCGCCCAUACCCCUCAUCUCGCAUACGUAUCCCACCCUUGUUGAUGGGAAGAAUGUGACCUUCGCCGAGAUCGACGGUGAGGCCUCUUCUCCAGAGUGGUCAAGAGUUCUAGUGAAUGGCGAAUCUCGUAUCAUUCAAGAGAAACAGGCUGUGAAUGGAGUCUUCUACCUCAUUGAUGGGACCAUUAAGGACGAGUAGGCUUCUUUGCGGACCUACGUCGGUCCCGUUGUGUUUUGCGCAUGGCUCGAUAUAUCACUGUGUACGAUUAAUUACUGGAUUCGCUGUACGCAACAUUUUCUUCCUUUCGUUCUCUCGUUAUGUUUGUAUCUUUCCGAUCUAUCCUCGGCGUCUGUUGCUAUUCAGGUGGUUCGCGUUGGCAGUCACGUACAUCUUACUCUUUCAAAUUGGCGAACACUAUUCCCAAGCACUGUAUCGAAGCUAUGAGUUCGCAUCAUAUAACCC